Messenger RNA from Mytilus californianus (California mussel), 2800 nucleotides. RefSeq lists its product as uncharacterized. The transcript has 3 exons. The coding region runs from base 79 to 1713 and encodes 544 amino acids. NCBI's taxonomy places the organism in Eukaryota, Metazoa, Mollusca, Bivalvia, Mytilida, Mytilidae. The record is from RefSeq and is a predicted model, not a curated record. Gene Ontology annotation, molecular function: zinc ion binding.
CAGUCACGUGGUAAAUAAGUAUCACCUUCUCAGUAAACAAGACGGGAAUUAAUAUUACAGUUUAAAAGUUAGUGUCUAAUGGCGACAUCCUCUCAAAGUUGUGGAGUUUGUGACCUUCGUCAUAUCACCAAACCAUCCAUAGUCUGGUGUACAACAUGUGACGCAGGACUAUGUACAGAAUGCCAGAAGCAUCAUGAUUUGUCUAAAGCAUCGAGGAAGCAUAAUGUGAUACCAAUUUUUGAAAACCAGAUAUUACCAUCUGAUGUUAUGAAAAUUACUCCAUUUUGUUGCAAACACGAUGAAAAGUUUCAGAUUUAUUGCAAGAAGCAUGAAUGUCCCUGUUGCAGCAAGUGCAUAUUGGGCAGCCAUAAAGAAUGCCGGGAUAUCGUAAAUUUAGAUGACGCCAUACAUAAUGUCAAAACCUCCAAUGCCCUGUGCGAGAUAGAGGAAACAUUAGUUGAAGUCGCAGAAAAUCUACAGAAAAUUCGCCAGCAUAAACAGGACAAUCGGUCGACUUUGAGAGAAAAAAUAAUGGAAAUAGAAAAAGAAAUAAAGAAGACCAGAAUGAAGAUCAACAAUCAUCUCGACAAACUACAAAACAAUUUAAUGAAACCACUCUAUGAGGUCGAAGAAAAAGAAAACUCGAAAAUUUGUCAGUUAUUGUCAUCAUUAGAGAUCAAAGAAAAAGAAGUAGCAGAAUGCCAGAGAAACAUUACGAACAUCAAGCAACAUGCAACGGACCUUCAGAUGUUUCUUUUUAUGAAGCAUAUAGAAGAUGAGGUCUAUAGCAAAGAUAAAUUUCUGCAAUCGCUUGUAGAAAGCGGAGGACAACUUUCUCUUGCAUAUAAGACCAACACCUCUAUCAAGUAUAUCAAGUCCUGUAUAAACAGUUUAGGAGAAGUGCAAAUUGAAGCUAAACCUUACGAUAUUGUUCUGAUUAAGAAAAAGGCCAAACAAGCCCAAAUGAUGAUACAAACCGCUCAAUUAAGAUCCAUUGAAAAUAUAAAGCUAACGUUAUACAAUACCAUUGGCACUAAAGGAGAACGCAUAUACGGAUGUUGCAUGCUGCCGGAUGGUAGAAUGGCAUUUACGUUCUUCAAUGAAGAGACAGUAAAAUUAUUCAACGAGAAAGGAUUAAAAGACUUUGAGGUGAAGUUGCCCGCUGAAGCGUUUGAUUUGGUAUACAUCAAUGAGGACAAUACAUUGGCUGUUACAUCUGGUCCGUCAAUAAAUCAGUGUAUUGUCAUUGUAGAUUUGGUGAAGAAACAAAUAAAAAAAACAAUUUCACUUGAUUCGUGCAAUUAUGGCAUAGCACUGAAUGAUAAUCGAUUGAUUUAUUCCGGUGGAGACAAAGGUAUACGAAUGAUUAAUCUGUACGACGAGUCUACGAGCGAAAUAGUAGGAGACAUAAUGCCCAAUUACUGUUACACUGCAACAUUUAAGGACAAAAUAUAUCAUACAAACAUAAAAACAAAUACAGUUACGUGUUAUAAUCUACAAGGUGACCUGCAAUGGACAUUCAGGAAAGGAAUUCUGAAGAAUCCUAAGGGUAUUGAUGUAGAUAACGAUGGUAAUGUGUAUGUGGUGGGGAGUGAUUCAAACAACAUUGUAGUUAUCUCCCCUGAUGGAAAAAGCCAUAGAGAAGUAUUGUCAAAAGGUGAUGGUCUUAGAGAUCCUAUCGAGUACAGAAGUGAAAAUUUGUCGUCAUACUAAAUACUUAUCGAAGGUGGUGCAUAUUAAAUAUAGUGAUACGAGAUAUAACACAAAAUAAGCAAACAUUGAAUUACAGAAAUGCAUUACAAAUUGUGUCAACAGGUCAAAUUAGCAUGAAAGUGUGAUUAGAGAGUACUCGAAGUUACUGAAAGCUAGUUAAAAGCCGGAAACAAUUAGCAAUAAAAAGUCAUGUAUCAGAGACUAAAAUCAAUUAAAACACAUCCGAGAGAUUUAGUGUUUUUCCGCCAUGGACGGUCAAAGACGACAUGAUUUGUACAAUACCAAAAUAAAAGUAUCGACAACCACAGGAUCGUUAGGAUUUAACCUUAUAAUAAAUAUGUAUCAUGUUACAUAUAGAUAAAGCAAUCCCUAAAUAGAAAAUUAACGUGGAUGUGUAUUUAUACAUCCCAAAAACCAUUCGAAAAAAAUACAAAUUUAGUUAUGUUUUAAUUGUUGAUUACAAAAUUGAUGUUAGUGCCAAUGUAAAUUUUUACACGGAUUUUCCGCGCUUUUAGUACAGUAUUACCGUAAAAUUUGAAAUAUCGUUUUUAAUAAGAAAACACGCUUCACAGGGCAACAUUUGGCAGGAAUCAACUUUCAAAAGAUGCUUGAUUAAUUGAUCGAUGUUUACUUAACGUUCAGCGGCAAAUAUUUCAUUCAUAAUUAGGACAAUCAUUCAAAGGAAAUAACAACUACAAGAUAUAACAACUGAUAGUUUCAGUCAUAUAAGUAUUUGACAUCAAUGAUUAGCCUUAUGAUAAAUUUUGCAGAAAAAUCAACAAGUACAUAUUUUGACAUUUUCAGUACUUUUACCUAAGUUUAUGUAAUGUGCGUUUUAAUUAAGCCUCUAAUGGUUUUCAAGAUAUUAAUAAGUAAAUUACUUGUAUUUUACUACUUGUAAUCUAUUUCAACCAUGUGGUAAUUUUAACUAUUUAGCAAUAACUGUUGACUACGAAUGAUUAAAAAAUUGUAAUAAUUUCGACUGUUCUCACCGGACUAGUAUUUGGAAUAAGGAGGUAUAUAUUUUAUAUUUCUCUCUUGUAAAAGGAUAUAAUUAAAAUCUGUUAUUAUAUACUAAAACAUUGUG